This is a messenger RNA of Trichoderma gamsii, 1158 nucleotides long. RefSeq lists its product as hypothetical. The transcript has 4 exons. Gene Ontology annotation, molecular function: methyltransferase activity. Lineage: Eukaryota; Fungi; Ascomycota; Sordariomycetes; Hypocreales; Hypocreaceae. The coding region runs from base 1 to 1158 and encodes 385 amino acids. The record is from RefSeq and is a predicted model, not a curated record.
AUGUAUGACGACGAUGACACCACGUUUUCGCUGGUGUCAACAGCGUCGGUGACGGAUGCGACGAGCGUCACGACGCGGACAGAGCUCGAGCACGCGGACGACGACAUUGAUUUUGAAAUUGACGACGCCACCAGCGACUUCGAGAGCGGCUGGGAGGUUUCAUCAGGGCCGUCCACCUCCGUGCCCCCGAGCGUUUACGAAGACGAGAUUGCCUACGGCCGGCGCUAUCAUGGCUUCCGCAGAGGCAUCUAUCCCAUGCCCAACGAUGAGGUCGAGCGUCACAGGGAGGAAACAGUCCACGCCCUGUUUCUCCAGCUAAUGGGCGGGCAUUUGUUCUAUGCCAACAUCGGCGAUUACCCCCAGAAAAUCAUUGACAUCGGAACUGGCAUUGGAAUAUGGCCCAUAGAUGUCGCUGAUCAGCAUCCAAGCGCAAGCGUCAUUGGCACUGACCUUUCACCCAUUCAACCACCAUGGGUGCCUAUCAACGUGCGCAUGUUUAUCGAGGAUAGCGAGGAGCCUGAGUGGCUGCACGGAUCGGAUUUCGACCUUGUACACUUCCGACAAAUGACUCAUGUGUUUCGAAACCUUCAGGGCCUUCUUACCAAGAUAUAUCCGUUCGUCCCCGUUGUUGCUGAUGUGCCGCCCUUUCCGACCCUAGAAACAGUAGCUAAUUAUUGGGAGGAUAGACAUGUUAAGAACGGUGGCUGGGUGGAAUUCCACGAACUCAUUUUCGAAAUCCGGUGCGACGAUGGAUCUAUGAAAGAAGACGACCCCCUUCGAGUGUUUAUCGAGUCGAUGAAGGACGGCUUGCGAGUUUACGGCAUCAAUAUUCUUACCAUCAAUGAACUUGAGCAGAUUCUUGGAGAAGCUGGAUUCACAAACGUCCACUGCAUCACAAAAAAAGUACCGAUAUCGACCUGGCCACGCGACAAGACUCUGCGAGCUCUGGGUGUCUUCAUGAAAACCACCAUUAACGAUUCUCUUGGAGCCAUGGCCGCGAAACCCCUCGCAGCCCUAAACCUCUCUCCUGCACAACGAGUGGCCAUGCUGGAAGCAGCGCGAGAGAGCCUGGAAGACACAUCGAUCCAUCGCUACAUCAACUGCUGUGUUUGCUACGCGCAAAAGAGAGAAGGCCACUAUGCCGAGAGCCUCUAUUGA